AAUAAUUUUUAAUAUGUAUUUAAGAUUAACAUAAAUACUACAACUGACUCUGAACAAGCCUUAAUGUACACUCGGUGCGCACCAGUGCAAAUACACGAAUUCUCUAUAACACUACUAGAUACAAUCUUGAGAGUUUGUAUAUUUUCGCUUGUAUUGUGUCCUGUCAUCGUAUUUGGAAAAGUCACCUCAUUAUUUUAGUAUUAUACUUGACCUGACGAACAACUGCCACCGCUUAUCAUACACCGACGUAUUAUAACUAAUCUCAAAGAUUUUCUUGGAGCCUAUUGUGCCUUGGUGUUUUGUGACCGACAAUUAUUUAAUUGGAUUGAAAUCUUGUUGAUAUCAAACCUCGAUAAUUAUAUCAAAGAAGAAGAUGUUGUCGGACGCUCGUUUCAAAUUUGCCCUCGAAAGCCUGAAGAAAUGUAUGUUGAUGGAACCGAAACAAAACAUUUUCUUCAGCCCGCAUCUCAUAUACCAUGAUCUACUCAUGGUGUACUUCGGAGCUAGCGACGAUAUCGAGAAAUCUCUUAAAAAAGUCCUUUACAUUCCCGAUAAUAUUUCUAGAGACACCCUACAACAAAACUAUGUUUCUACGGAAAACAAUCAGUUCUGUUACAUUAUGAAGGGACCCUCAGACUCCUUCGAGUGUCGAAUUUCGAGUAAACUUUGGCUAAGUAACUCUAAAUCAUUGAAGCCUGAAACAUCGAGUUUAUUUUCAUCUGCCCAUCAGACUAUGAAGAGUAGCGAUUUCAAGUCUGUUCCUGAUUUAGCCAGGCGUUUCAUCAAUUUUAGUAUUAGCAAUACAACGGAACGCACAAUAUCGGAUCUGCUACCGCCGGACUAUAUCGACAGCAACACUAAUAUAGUUAUGACGAGCGCGAUCUACUUGAAAGGCUUAUUCCACAAUGGUUUCGAAGAUUGUGAAUUAAAUACUCCUGACGACUGUUCUAAAUAUGAUAAAAAACUUAAAUUUGUUAACAAACCUUCUAGUAGCAGUGGCAGAAAGAUGAGGAAUGACAAAGAAUAUAUGUUCAACAGUUUUAUUGAAAAACUUGAACAACUGGGGUUAAAAUCCAAGGUAUAUGUCUAUAAUGUUUCUCUCAAACGUAAUGAAAUAUCGAUUUUCUUCCUGGAUACAAAGUUAUUUCAAUUCAAUCCAGAGAGAGACGCUGGAAGUGCAGAAAUAGAGAAAGACAAAAUUAUCCAAUUGAUGGAACUGCUGACGACCGAAGUAGUAUCUUCCUACCUGCGCAAUAUUCUAGAGAUGGGAUUGCCAUAUCAAAAUAUGUUAUUUACACAAUUGCAAAUAAAACAAAAUCUGCCGAUAAACAAGCUAUUGCAGAUGCUGAGUGUUCCAGAACUUAUGUCAUCCGGCCAAAUCGAGUUGCCCGCGUUUAGUGACGAUGUGACGCUCGGUAAUGCUUUGCACCAAGUUAGCAUUGAAAUGACAAAGGAUAAUAUCAAGGCGGCCGCGAGUAACGCAUUCUUCGACAUUAAUUCUAUGCAACACGUACAGACGACAGACAUACCUGUGGAUAUCGACUUUCCGAGUAUCUGUUUAAUCUAUGAUAAACGUCAUCACAAUCUCCUUUUCUGUGGCAUCUUAUGGGAUCGGAAGGAUCUUCCAGUCGACGAAAAAUGACUCGUUGAUAGGUGUCGAAUAAUGGUUGAAAAAUAUCUUUCUCUCGAUCAUAUUUACGAUCUUAUCUGAAUUGGUUUUAUAUAAUAUGCGUAAUGUUAAUUGGAAAAUUGCAAAUGUUUCUGUAAAAUCUCUAUUGUAUUUCGGUUAAUUAACCGAUGAAAAAUUUUCCAUGUAUGAACAUAA
Vollenhovia emeryi is the source of this 1825-nucleotide messenger RNA. Its product is annotated as ovalbumin-like. The transcript has 4 exons. The record is from RefSeq and is a predicted model, not a curated record. Gene Ontology annotation, molecular function: serine-type endopeptidase inhibitor activity. The coding region runs from base 374 to 1642 and encodes 422 amino acids. NCBI's taxonomy places the organism in Eukaryota, Metazoa, Arthropoda, Insecta, Hymenoptera, Formicidae.